AUGUGGUCGGUGUCGGCGGCGCUCGCGAUCGUGCAAGUCGUCGUGCUUAACAACUGGGCGUUCUAUCCGGGCCGCGCGAUGUGCUUCAUGGACUGGCAGACGCGAGAAGCUCCGAAGCUCGCCUUCAACAUCGCUGAUCUUGUGCUGUGCGUGCUGCUACUGCUCGGGCUGCUGCUCAUAGUUGUUAUUCUCGUCGUGCGGGCCGCUCGUCGCCACCACACGAACUCGCUGCGCCUGACGGCAUCCUACGGCACCGACGGCCAAGCGGCCGACAACCGCCGCGUCAUCCGCAACAAUCUCAACGUUCCGAAGAGUGAUUCGCCGACGAUAGUGCAUCGCGGGGGGUCGCGGCUGUCGCUGCCGCUCGCGUGCGCGACGUCCAAGAUUUCGGCGGCCAGGUGUCGCAGCGCACCGAACAACUUCGAAGUGACGGUGACGAAGAAGGCGAAGACGAUCUCGCUGCACCAGCUGAAGGCGGCGCGUAUACUGCUCACGGUCGUCACCUGCUUCGUCGUCUGCUACCUGCCGCUGUUCGCGCUCAACGUGGCGACAGGCGUGCUACAGUGGCGCACCCUGCCGCCGAGACUCGACCGCGUCGCCCCCAUGCUGCUCUACACGUCACGUGUCCGCCGACUCCCGUCGCCAGCUCCGGUUCGAGCGGAGUGA
Molecule: messenger RNA, 666 nt
Organism: Priapulus caudatus
Lineage: Eukaryota; Metazoa; Priapulida; Priapulimorpha; Priapulimorphida; Priapulidae
Exons: 1
Coding region: 1-666 (221 amino acids)
Biological process (GO): G protein-coupled receptor signaling pathway
Cellular component (GO): membrane
Molecular function (GO): G protein-coupled receptor activity
Source: RefSeq, a predicted model, not a curated record